Molecule: messenger RNA, 300 nt
Organism: Penicillium soppii
Lineage: Eukaryota; Fungi; Ascomycota; Eurotiomycetes; Eurotiales; Aspergillaceae
Product: Six-hairpin glycosidase-like protein
Exons: 2
Coding region: 1-300 (99 amino acids)
Biological process (GO): carbohydrate metabolic process
Source: RefSeq, a predicted model, not a curated record
AUGUUCGUGUACUCCCUGUACAAAGGGCUACGCUUGGGGUAUUUUCAGGAGCUGGAUGACCAAGCCGCAGGUCUUCGGUCGGCGGGCCAAGGUUCCCAGGGUUUGGUUGAUCAGUUUGUGGUUUAUGAGCCGGAAGGCACCCUGGGAUUUAACGGCACCGUUCAAGUUCAUGGACUGGGUGGAAACUUCUCUUACGAGUUUUACAUCGAUGGAAUCAUUGCAUACAAUGAUUUGGAAGGUGCUACGACGUUUUUGUUUGCCGCGAUCGAGCAUGAACUGGCUCAGGGCAAGGAGUUGUAA